AUGUCUUACUCAGAUUUCACUAAAGCUGAAGAAUUGUUGAGUUCUUACUCAACUAAAGAUGGUCUCGACGUUAAAUCCUUGAUGGAUUCUAACAUUAGAGGUGGUUUGACUUACAACGAUUUCUUGGUCUUGCCAGGCAAAAUUAACUUCCCAUCCAGCAAGGUUUCUCUUAAAUCCAAGCUCACCAAGAAAAUCACUUUAAACACUCCAUUUGUCUCCUCUCCUAUGGAUACCGUCACUGAAAGUGAAAUGGCCAUCAGCAUGGCUUUGUUCGGUGGUAUUGGUAUUAUUCACCACAACUGUUCUGCCGAAGAACAAGCUGAAAUGGUCAGACAAGUUAAGAGAUUCGAAAACGGUUUCAUUAAUGAACCAGCUGUGAUUUCCCCACAAACCACUGUUGCUGAAGUCAAGAAAUUGCAAGCUACUUUGGGUUUCUCCUCUUUCCCAGUUACUGAAAAUGGUACUUUCCCAGGAAAAUUAGUUGGUAUUGUGACUUCUCGUGAUUUCCAAUUCCAUGAAGAAGCGGAAACCCAAGUUUCCGAAUUGAUGACCAAAGAAUUGGUUACUGGUAAAAAAGGUAUCACUUUGACUGAAGGUAACCAAAUCUUGACUCAAUCCAAGAAAGGUAAAUUGCCAAUUGUCGAUGCUUCUGGUAACUUGGUUUCCUUGUUGUCUAGAACUGAUUUGUUGAAGAACCAAGAUUAUCCAUUGGCCUCAAAGUCUCCAGUCACCAAACAAUUGUUGGUCGGUGCUGCUAUCGGUACUAUGGAAGAUGACAAGGCUCGUUUGGCUCUUUUGGUCGAAGCCGGUUUGGAUGUUGUUGUCAUUGACUCUUCUCAAGGUAACUCUGUUUUCCAAAUCAACUUGGUCAAGCACGCUAAAGCCACUUACAAGGACUUGCAAGUUAUUGGUGGUAACGUCGUUACCAGAGAACAAGCUGCUAGCUUGAUUGCUAGUGGUGUUGAUGGUCUUAGAAUUGGUAUGGGUUCUGGUUCCAUCUGUAUUACCCAAGAAGUCAUGGCUUGUGGUAGACCACAAGGUACCGCCGUUUACAACGUCACCGAGUUUGCCAACAAGUUUGGUGUUCCAUGUAUGGCUGAUGGUGGUGUUCAAAACAUUGGUCACAUUACCAAGGCUUUGGCCCUUGGUGCUUCCACUGUUAUGAUGGGUGGUAUGUUGGCUGGUACCGCCGAAUCUCCAGGCGAAUAUUUUUACAAGGAUGGUAAGAGAUUGAAGACUUACAGAGGUAUGGGUUCCAUUGACGCUAUGCACAAAACCAGUAAGUCUGGUAAUGCUGCUACCUCCCGUUAUUUCUCUGAGUCCGACAAGGUUCUUGUUGCCCAAGGUGUUUCUGGUGCCGUUGUUGACAAGGGUUCCGUCAAGAAAUUCUUGCCAUACUUAUACUAUGGUAUGCAACACUCUUUGCAAGAUAUUGGUUGUGAGUCCGUCGAAAUCUUGAGAGAGGAAGUUGAUGCCGGUAAGGUUAGAUUUGAAUUUAGAACUGCUUCCGCUCAACUCGAAGGUGGUGUCCAAAACUUGCACACCUUUGAAAAGCGUUUGCACAACUAG
Messenger RNA from Saccharomycopsis crataegensis, 1569 nucleotides. It is a transcript of the gene IMD4, whose product is annotated as IMP dehydrogenase IMD4. Gene Ontology annotation, cellular component: cytoplasm. The record is from RefSeq and is a predicted model, not a curated record. Gene Ontology annotation, molecular function: IMP dehydrogenase activity. NCBI's taxonomy places the organism in Eukaryota, Fungi, Ascomycota, Saccharomycetes, Ascoideales, Saccharomycopsidaceae. Gene Ontology annotation, biological process: GTP biosynthetic process. The transcript has 2 exons. The coding region runs from base 1 to 1569 and encodes 522 amino acids.